AAAGAACUGCUGUCGGAGUAGAUGCAGGGACGACAGGAUCUAUUUUGCUAUUAAACAACCACAUUUUUCAUUAACUUUACCAAAAUGGCUGCUGAAGUAGUCGACGACCAAGCGAUGAGGGAAGCUCAAAGGGACUAUCUAGAUUUUCUUGAUGAUGAUCAAGAUCAAGGCAUCUACCAGAGCAAAGUGCGGGACAUGAUCAGCGAAAACAAGUUUCGCCUUAUCGUGAACAUCAACGACCUCCGGCGGCGUAACGAGGCGCGUGCUGCCAGGCUGAUGAACAACGCCUUCGAGGAGCUCCUUGCCUUCCAGCGUGCGCUGAAGGACCUGGUGGCGUCUGUGGAUGCCACCUACGCCAAGCAGCAUGAGGAGUUCUUCGUGGGCCUCGAGGGCAGUUUCGGCAGCAAGCACGUGACUCCCCGCACCCUCACCUCCCGCCUGCUGGGCAGCAUGGUGUGUGUGGAGGGCAUCCUCACCAAAUGUUCCCUGGUGCGCCCCAAGGUGGUCCGCAGCGUGCACUACUGCCCCACGACCAAGAAGACGAUUGAGCGCAAAUACACCGACAUGACUUCGCUAGAUGCCUUUCCCUCAAGUGCCAUCUACCCUACUAAGGACGAGGAGAACAACCCUCUGGAAACAGAGUUUGGUCUGUCCAUCUAUAAGGACCAUCAGACAGUGACAGUGCAGGAGAUGCCAGAGAAGGCUCCAGCCGGCCAGCUGCCCCGCUCUGUGGACAUCAUCCUGGACAACGACCUGGUGGACAUGGUGAAGCCUGGGGACCGAGUACAGAUCAUCGGUACAUACCGCUGCCUGCCUGGCAAGCACGGUGGCUUCACCUCCGGUACCUUCAGGACCAUCAUGAUUGCGAGCCAGGUGAAGCAGCUAAGCAAAGAGGCCGCUCCAUACUUCUCCGCUGAUGACGUGUUGAAGAUCAAGUCCUUCAGCAAGUCCCGCUCUAAGAAUGUGUUUGAUCAACUGGCUCGCUCGUUGGCGCCCAGUAUCCAUGGGCACGACUACAUCAAGAAAGCCAUUUUGUGCAUGCUGUUGGGUGGGGUGGAGAAGGUUCUGGAAAACGGCUCACGUCUUCGUGGAGACAUCAAUGUCCUGCUCAUCGGUGACCCAUCAGUGGCCAAGUCCCAGCUGCUGCGUUACGUGCUGCACACCGCGCCUCGCGCCAUCCCCACCACGGGCCGAGGCUCAUCCGGCGUCGGGCUCACCGCAGCCGUCACCACCGACCAGGAGACAGGUGAGCGUGUCCUAGAAGCGGGCGCCAUGGUGCUGGCGGACAGGGGAGUGGUCUGCAUCGACGAGUUUGACAAGAUGUCGGACAUGGAUCGCACGGCCAUCCACGAGGUCAUGGAGCAGGGUCGCGUCACGAUCGCUAAGGCAGGCAUCCACGCCAGGCUGAAUGCCCGCUGUAGCGUGCUGGCGGCUGCCAACCCCGUCUACGGCAGGUAUGAUCAGUAUAAGACUCCUAUGGAGAACAUUGGCCUGCAGGACUCUCUGCUCUCCCGAUUCGACCUGCUCUUCAUCAUGCUGGACACGAUGGACGCGGAGCAGGACCGCGUCAUCUCCGAGCACGUGCUGCGCAUGCACCGCUACCGAGACCCCAAAGAACAGGACGGAGGCGUGAUGCCCUUCGGUGGCGCUGUGGACGUGCUGGCCACUGAGGACCCAGACAUAGCUCAGGAGGAGCUGGAGGAAAUGCAGAUCUACGAGAAGCACAACAACCUGCUGCACGGCAAGAGACGCAGGGACCGGAUAGUGAGCAAGGAGUUCAUGAAGAAGUACAUUCACGUUGCCAAGGCGAUCACCCCAGUGCUGACCACCGAGGCAGCCAGUCACAUCGCUGAGGAGUAUUCCAGGCUCCGCAGCCAGGAGCAGAUGGGCUCAGACAUCGCCAGGACGUCCCCAGUGACGGCCCGAUCGCUGGAGACUCUGAUCCGUCUGUCCACGGCUCACGCCAAGUGCCGCAUGAGCAAACUUGUGGAGCUGGAGGACACAGAAGUUGCCGUGGAGCUCGUCCAGUUCGCCUACUUCAAGAAGGUCCUGGAGAAGGAGAAGAAGCGCUCAAGGGCCGAGGGACAUGACACUGCUACUGAGGAUGAGGAGGAGGAGGAUGAAGACGAGGAGGAGACGCCACGGCCACCACGCAAGAGGGGUCGUCGUUCUGAGGAGCGCAGGCCCUCUCAGGGCAGUGAGCCGUAUGACCCCUAUGACUUCACCACAGAGGGACAGGUUCCACAAAUCCAUUCCCCUGCUCCCAGGCCAGCCGAGGAGCCUAUGGAGACGCCACCAGAGAAGGGCCAGACUGAGGUCUCACCAGACAGGCUGAAGGCGUUUAAGGCGGCUCUGCUGGAGGUGUUCCGUGUGACCCACGCCCAGUCCGUGGGCAUGAAUUCCAUGCUGGAGGGCAUCGCUAAGAGCCCCGCGGGGCCCUUCACCCCUGGCGAGGUGCGCGCCAGCCUCUCCCGCAUGCAGGAUGACAACCAGGUCAUGGUCACUGAUGACAUUAUCUUCCUCAUCUAAGACCUAGGAGAUGAUGAUGAUGAGGAGGAGGCGAAGAGCGUCAUGGAGAGGAAAGAGUUUAGCUCCGCAGGCCCCGUUUGGUCUAAUCUGAGUGUGACACCGUUUAACCUAUGCAGAAAGAAAAACUGCCACAUUUUACUUUUUUAGUUUUACUUUUUUAAUCUGUAUUAUAUGUUUGAAGACCUUUUACUUGCUCUGGUGGUUUCCAUUUUAGGUUAAACAGCGUCUGAAUUGAGCUCAGAUUAGUCAUCGUGAAUCCAUAUGGUGUUUCCAUUCCACAACUCAUGUUCUGAUUAGAAAUCUGCUACAGGGAAACAGCAAGGCUGCAUCAUGUAGGAUUCUGGUCUGUUUUUACAUGAUUUCUUUCAAGGAAGGAUGGUUGUCUUGUAAAUAUUUUAUUUUUUAUUUCAUUCUAAUAGUCCUUUUUAAAAAGAAAGAAGCCAAGUGGCUGUGUUUCUGAAAGGACAAAUAAAUAAUAUGUUGUAUUCACUAGGGGUGUGAGGUGUCUUCUUUUCUUCGUGGAAUGCGACUUGUUUAUUCUGAACAUCUAUUUUACAUUAGGUUAUAGCAGCGUUUCUCAAAGUGUGGGGCGCAGAGACGUGACAG
Messenger RNA from Clupea harengus (Atlantic herring), 3135 nucleotides. RefSeq names its product minichromosome maintenance complex component 3 (gene mcm3). NCBI's taxonomy places the organism in Eukaryota, Metazoa, Chordata, Actinopteri, Clupeiformes, Clupeidae. Gene Ontology annotation, biological process: DNA strand elongation involved in DNA replication; mitotic DNA replication initiation; double-strand break repair via break-induced replication. Bases 85 to 2529 code for a protein of 814 amino acids. Gene Ontology annotation, cellular component: nucleus; MCM complex. The record is from RefSeq and is a predicted model, not a curated record. The transcript is spliced from 17 exons. Gene Ontology annotation, molecular function: ATP binding; single-stranded DNA binding; ATP hydrolysis activity.